UUAACUCAUCUUUUUUUCCCUGAGCCAGCACUUUAGCCUUGGCACUGUUUUUCGCUCCGUUUCUCUCAGGGCCAGUGUGCACUUUGACCCAGAGGAUAUCCUGUGCCUUCUCAGCAGUUGGAGUGUCAGCGCACUAAAGCUUCCUUGCACUUUUACCAAGCUAAAAGGAGAUUAUUUUUACCAAGCUGGUCAAAGACGGACUGGAAACAUUAACUUUCACGCGUGACAAUGAUGGAGGAGGUACAAGACGUGACAUCUGCUCUAAGUGUCCAUGGCCAUAACAUAAAGGUCACGGAUGUGCUGAAAGAUGGGGACACUCUUACCUUUGUGAUUGUGUCUCAGAAGGUGUCUGGGACAGGAGAGUACCAUGUCGACCGCACCUAUGAUGAUGUGGAGUGGCUGCAGCAGCACCUCUUCUCUCAGGAGGACGUACCCGGACUACAUGGUGUCAUAUUUCCUCCAGUUCCUGCAAAGCCUCAGGUGAAUGUCACUGCCAAGGGCAUGAAACAGCUCGGUUUCCUGGGUCUGGGAGAGUGGCAGCCGUACUGUAAAGCACUGGAGACUUUCCUCCGACAGGUCGCUUCACAUGACUUGCUAAAAAAAAACAAAGCCGUGGAGAUCUUUCUUACCAGCUCAGAUCCUCCAGGUCGACAAAGAGUGAAGAAAAACAUCUUCAACUGGCUGAGUCAAGCUAUGGAUGAAAUGAGGAAAGAAGGCCACAAGGAUGUAGACGAGUUCUUUCAAGCGCAGCGUGACCAGAACCUGGUCAUGACAGGCUGCACCAAGAACGCCACUGAGAGAUUCCUAGAGGUGGUGCUGACUGAGCAAAAAAUUGCAGUGGCAUGUGGACACUUCUCAGCUGCUCUGCAUCUCUGUGUGGAGGCAGGGGAGGAUCCUGUCAAACAGGCUUUUUCAAGGAUUUGUGUGAAAUUAUCAGAAGUCUUAGAAUCUAUGAAGAAAAAUAUGAUGAGUGUUGCUGAGAACAAUGUAAACACCCUGGGACUGGGUCUGGACCUGGAGUCACGCUACCAGGAGGCAGAAAAGGAAAUGCUGUUCAGGAGAACCUGUAAACUCGUGGAGUUAGAGACGGCACGGAGGAGUGCAGAGAAGGCCAAACCUGUGAAGAAGGCGGCUAUGGAGGAGGUGAAGAAAGCAGCAGAGUCAGAGUUUGAUCACAUUAGCAGGGUUGCAAAACAGGAGAUUGCACAGUUUGAGAGCGAGCGUGUGCAGAUGUUGCAGCAGGCUCUGGUGGGGUGGUGCGAGCAGCAGCUUCUCACAGCCAAAGAAAGUGCUGACCAGUUCGACCGAUACCUGCAAGCCUUCAGAGGGAUGGCCUAGUGACCUCAUUAACACUCUGCUAAUGGAGCAUCCUCAGUGUUUCUACACGUAGCAAAGCAAAGGAUGACAUAACAUGUCCUCGCCCCUGUUGCAGCCCUGAUACUUGAUAUAAUGGCAUUGAAGAAAAUGUGAGAAAAGGAAACUUUCCUCAUAAUUGAAGAGCAUCUCUCUCUCUCUCUCUCUCUCUCUCUCUCUCUCUCACACACACCAGGCCAAAGCCUUUUUCGACUAUUGAUAAUGUAUCACUAUAAAUCGCAAUCAUUAUAGUUGUGUUGUUUACACCAAA
Messenger RNA from Solea senegalensis (Senegalese sole), 1624 nucleotides. RefSeq names its product sorting nexin-6. The transcript has 14 exons. Lineage: Eukaryota; Metazoa; Chordata; Actinopteri; Pleuronectiformes; Soleidae. The coding region runs from base 229 to 1338 and encodes 369 amino acids. The record is from RefSeq and is a predicted model, not a curated record. Gene Ontology annotation, molecular function: phosphatidylinositol binding.